AUGGAUCUUAUUCAGAGGGUUUCCCAAAGUUUCUGGGGUUUAGAAAAUUCUGAUAGGAAUAAUCAAUUGGUAGUUCUAGGGGCAAAGUAUGAUCCCAUUUCAAGCGGUUGGGAAGAACAAAAUCAAGAUAAUUUUGGGAGCUUGUUUCAACAUAUGUUCACGAGACCUGAACCGUGGAACCCCGAGUUUCUUAAGGAUGUUAACUCUAGAUUGCAUUUUACAUAUCGCACGAGGUUCGCUCCAAUACCAAGGCACAUAGAUGGUCCAUCACCCAUGCGAAUAAGUAUUCUAUUGAGAGACAACCCCUUAAAUGUUAUCGAGAACGUUUUAAAUAAUCUGGAUUGCUUUCAAACAGAUAUAGGAUGGGGGUGCAUGAUUAGAACGGGCCAAUCGUUGCUUGCAAAUGCAUUGCAAUUGGCGAACCUAGGUAGAGAUUUUCGAAUUAGUGGAUCGGAUUCGGACAUAAAUGAAGUCGAGAUGAAGAUAAUUAGAUGGUUUGAGGACAACCCAAAACAUCCUUUUUCGUUGCAUAAGUUCGUCCAAGAGGGAUAUAAAUUGUCAGGUAAGAAACCGGGGGAAUGGUUUGGCCCGUCUGCAAUAUCCAGGAGUAUUCGAUCACUAGUCAUGAAGUUCCCUGGUAGUGGUAUUGAUCACUGUAUUAUAUCCACUGAUUCCGCAGAUGUAUAUUUAGAUGAGAUAGAUCCUUUGUUUCGGGCAAAUCCUAAGGCCAAUGUAUUACUAUUACUGGGAGUGCGGUUAGGGGUAGAUUUCACUAAUGAAUACUAUUGGGAUGAUAUUAAGAACAUUCUAUCAUCAUCGCAAUCGGUCGGUAUAUCUGGAGGCAGGCCCUCUUCGUCCCUAUAUUUUUUUGGUUAUCAAGGAGAUUACCUGUUCUAUUUGGAUCCUCACAAAGUGCAGUUGAAUCUUGCGCUCUAUGAAAGCGAUGAAGAAAGGUUUCACAGCGUUCACCCCCAAACAUUUAACAAAAUCCACCUAUCUGCUAUUGAUCCAUCGAUGUUGCUUGGCUUUCUUCUUACGGGAGAAGACGAUUGGCUAUCCUGGAAGACAACUGUUUUGGGCUCCAAAAUAAUUCACCUAAGUGAUAGUAAACCUGUUGAUAUCAUGCUCGAUAACGAAGUAGAAAGAAUGCUAAUAGGAGAACGGAAGACUGCUGAACAAAGAAAAGACCUGACUAGUGAUUUAGAGAUAGGCGAUUACGUAGAUGUGGGCAGUUUGGUACAGUCUGCAGAUUCUUACAAAAAUAAAGAGGCCGAUGACGAAUAUCAAGAUGUUAAAUGCAAAAAUCAGAAAAUUGUGGUGGUUGGAGAGAGUAAUAGUUCCGGGGCUCCUGAUGUGGAAGUCGAAAAAGUACUUGUCGAGAAGGAAACUAUUCCAGUACGGGGUAAGUAA
Eremothecium cymbalariae DBVPG#7215 is the source of this 1410-nucleotide messenger RNA. RefSeq names its product cysteine protease ATG4 (gene ATG4). The transcript has a single exon. Gene Ontology annotation, molecular function: protein-phosphatidylethanolamide deconjugating activity. The coding region runs from base 1 to 1410 and encodes 469 amino acids. Lineage: Eukaryota; Fungi; Ascomycota; Saccharomycetes; Saccharomycetales; Saccharomycetaceae. The record is from RefSeq and is a predicted model, not a curated record.